Molecule: messenger RNA, 279 nt
Organism: Meloidogyne enterolobii
Lineage: Eukaryota; Metazoa; Nematoda; Chromadorea; Rhabditida; Meloidogynidae
Source: the annotation of a GenBank genome assembly
AUGAUUAAAUUUAUUCUGAUAAUUAUUUUGUUUUUGUUUAUUCUAUUUAAUAUUCAAAGUGAAGGAGAAUUAAUUCAAGUUAAAGUCAAAAUUAAAGAUGAUUGGAAAGGAAAAAGAGAAUUUAUUUAUUUAAAAAAUUUUGAAAUAAAAAAGCGUUUUGUUUUGAAUAAAAUUGAAAAGAAUAAUAAUCAAUUUGCUAGCUUUUAUAGAAAUAUAGAUGGAUAUUUGAGUUUAAUUGAAUUAAAUCCUGAUAGAAAUAUUUUUAAAGAAAUUAAGUAA